AUGGAAGGAUUCAUCGUGGGAGGCGAACCUGCUUAUUUACAUCACCAUCCACAUUCAGCAUUUUUAAGGUUAACAUGCUGCGAUACCUCGAGCUGGAUUUGUGGAGCGUCAAUACUGAAUCAGCACAUCCUUUUGACGGCCGCGCACUGCAUUGACGGAUGUACCGUCACAACUCUGAAUAUAGUAGUGGGUCACCGCAACAGGUACCGAGGGAAAACAUUUUUCGCAUCAGCCAUUAUGAUUCACAAAGGUUACGAUAUUGCGGAUUCAGUAAACGAUAUAGGGCUCGUGGUGCUGCGAACUCCAUUGAAUUUGGAUAAAAACAAAAGUCGGGUGGCCAUCAUGAAAAAGCCUCCGAAUCGAGGAGAAGCCGUCGUCGCAGGAUGGGCUCUUUCAGUUGCUUCAAUUAAAUCGUUGCGAAUGUUCAAAUUAUUAUUUUUCAUGGUCGCCAGCGCCGGCGUGAGAGCGAAUAACUCUCAUAACAUUAAGGGAUCACAGAGGCGCAUUUACCAUGGCUACGAAGCGGCGAUUCAGAGUUACCCUCACGCGGUAUUCCUUCAUUUUCGUGGGACCAGGCCAUCGUCGUGCGGAUCUUCACUGGUGUCGGAGCAGGCGGUGGUAACAGCAGCGCAUUGCGUGGACGAGCUACGGUAUGGACGAGGCUCCAUCGACGCCUACCUCGGCUCUGUCAUCCCCAAGCACGCGAGGGUCCUGAGACCCGUGCUAGACUACCGGGUGCAUCCCAAGUACCUGGAGACCACGGGUAGGCACAACAUUGCGGUGGCGUUCUUCAACCGACGAGUGACACUCUCGCCCUCCAUUCAGAAGAUCCCUCUUGCAACUACGAACCCAGCGGCGGAUUCUAUCGUGUAUUCUGUAGGAUGGGGCAAACAAACUGUAAACAACUUCAAGCUGCCCGACCUGCCUGGGUUUCGCAGCAUGAGGGUGUCCAUGCAGCGCGCCGUGUCCCGGAGUAUAUGCAGCAACUACUCUGACAUCAGGAUCACGCCCACCCUGCUCUGCACCGUACCCGUGAUGGGGCAUAUGCACAUGGAUGACUCCGGAGAUGGUCUGGUGCAGAAGAGUGGCGGCCUGCGGCUGAUGGGUGUAUUGUCGUACGUAGCACGCGGGGUCAACGUUUACACCGGUAUCUUGAACACCAGGCGCUGGAUCACCAGGGUCCUACGCUCGCUAUGCUUGGAGCACUGCACCGACAGCCAUAAACUCCAACGAAGGGCUGGUGCAGAAGUGCGGCGUCUCGCAGCUGAUGGGCAUGCUGUCAUACGUGACGUUCGGAGACAACGUUUACACCGACGUCUUCAACACCAGAUCCUGCAGCGCUCUCGACCAGGAGCACUGCACUGACAACGAAAAGAACUUAUGAAGAAACUGACUUAUACUACUAGUAUGACUAGAGAUAUUGAGUUCCGAAUGUUGUCUUUUAGUUAUUUC
Molecule: messenger RNA, 1452 nt
Organism: Chilo suppressalis (striped riceborer)
Lineage: Eukaryota; Metazoa; Arthropoda; Insecta; Lepidoptera; Crambidae
Source: the annotation of a GenBank genome assembly